AUGACCAUUAAUCGCAUCACGCUGUUCAAGAUCGCCAAGGACGAAGACAGGGCGACGCUGCUAGGCUUCUACAAGACGAUGCAGCAGACCGCCCUCAAGGACGGCAAGCCGUACAUCCUCGGUGUCAAAGCCGGCGUCGCGGCGCCCAACCCGCGGGACCAGGGCUAUACCGUCGCCGUGCAGUCGACGUUCGCCUCGACGGAGGACAUGGCCUUUUACGACAACGAGUGCGCGGGCCAUGCGAAGCUCAAGGCUUUUGUGAAGACGGUGCACGAGGGGGCCAUGAUGGUGUAUUUCGAGAACGCUCUUGAGUGA
Molecule: messenger RNA, 315 nt
Organism: Verticillium alfalfae VaMs.102
Lineage: Eukaryota; Fungi; Ascomycota; Sordariomycetes; Glomerellales; Plectosphaerellaceae
Product: stress responsive A/B barrel domain-containing protein
Exons: 2
Coding region: 1-315 (104 amino acids)
Source: RefSeq, a predicted model, not a curated record